CGAGCGCGGGCACCGGUGCCCCGGCCGGGGUCUGCCGGGAAGAUGGCGACCCCGGGCAUGAGCUGGCAGCAGCACUAUUACGGCGGCUCGGCGGCCGGGGCGGCCAAAUUCGCGCCCUCGCCGGCCGCCGCGCAGCAGGCGGGGCACUGCAUGGACUACAGCCAGGACUUGCACCUGAAAAUGAGCAAGAAAAUCGCCCAGCUCACCAAGGUAAUAUAUGCUUUGAACACUAAAAAUGAUGAGCACGAAUCUGCAAUUCAAGCCCUCAAAGAUGCUCAUGAAGAAGAAAUCCAACAAAUUCUUGCAGAAACAAGAGAAAAAAUAUUGCAGUAUAAAAGCAGAGUAUCAGAGGAAUUAGACCUUAAGAGAAAGAUUCAAGUUUUAGAAGCAUCAUUAGAAGAUCACAUAAAAAUGAAGCAGCAGGCUUUGACAGAAUUUGAGGCUUAUAAGCACAGAGUUGAGGACAUGCAACUUUGUGCAGAAGCCCAGCAUGUCCAGCGCAUAGUAACCAUGUCUAGAGAGGUUGAAGAGAUUAGAAGGAAAUUUGAGGAAAGAUUACGGAGUUUUGGACAAGUCCAAGUACAGUUUGAAAAAGACAAACGGUUGGCAUUGGAAGAUUUGCGAACUGCUCACAGACGGGAGAUCCAAGAGCUGCUGAGGUCACAGCAGGAUCACAGUGCCUCAGUUAGCAAAGGACAGGAGAAAGUGGAGGAGCUGCACAGAAUGGAGGUGGAGGCCUUAAACAAGACACUGGAAGAGCUAAGGCUUGAGCGGAAAAAGCUAAUUGAGGAUUAUGAAGGCAAGUUGUGUAAAGCUCAGUCCUUUUAUGAACAUGAGCUAGAUACUUUGAAAAGGUCACAGCUUUUUACAGCAGAAAGCCUCCAGGCUAGCAAAGAAAAGGAAGCAGAUCUUAGAAAAGAAUUUCAGGGACAAGAAGCAAUUUUACGAAAAACCAUAGGAAAAUUAAAGACAGAGUUACAGAUGGUACAGGAUGAAGCUGGAAGUCUCCAUGACAAAUGCCAGAAGCUUCAGGUAGCUCUUGUUACAGCAGAGAACAGUGUUCAGGUUCUUCAAAAACAGCUUGAUGAUGCCAAGGAGGGAGAAAUGGCCUUAUUAAGCAGGCACAAGGAAGUGGAAAGUGAGCUAGCAGCAGCCAGAGAACAUUUACAGCAGCAAGCUUCAGAUCUUGUCCUCAAAGCUAGUCAUAUUGGAAUGCUUCAAGCAACUCAGAUGACCCAGGAGGUUACAAUUAAAGAUCUAGAAUCCGAAAAAUCAAGGGCCAAUGAGAGAUUAUCUCAGCUUGAAGAAGAAAGAGCUUUCUUGCAAAGCAAAACCCAGAGUCUGAAUGCAGAGCAGAAGCAGCAGAUUUUGGAACUGGAGAAGAAAGUAAAUGAGGCAAAGAAAACUCAGCAAGAAUAUUAUGAGAUGGAGCUAAACAACCUGCAAAAUAGACUGGAAGGAGAGGUGGCUCAAUUAAAUGAGGCCCAUUCUAAGACUUUGGAAGACUUAGCUUGGAAGCACCAUAUGGCAAUUGAGGCUGUCCACAGUAAUGCGAUCAGGGAUAAGAAAAAACUGCAAAUGGAAUUGGAGGCACAACAUAAAAAGGAAAAGCUAAACCUGGAGGAGGAUAAAAAUCAGCUUCAACAAGAGCUAGAAAACCUGAAGGAAGAACUGGAAGACAAGCUGAAUUCAGCCAAUCAAGAGAUUGGCCACCUCCAAGAAAUGGUAAGCAAAAGUGAACAAGGUCUUGGCUCUGCAGAAGGACUCAUUGCUAGUCUUCAGGACUCCCAGGAAAGACUUCAAAAUGAGCUGGACUUGACUAAAGGCAGGCUGAAGGAGACCAGGGAUGCUCUAUUAAAUGCUGAGAGUGAGCUAGAACAAGAAAGGCAACAGCGUGAAGAAACACUUGCUGCCAUGAAAGAAGAGGAGAAACUGAGAGUGGACAAAAUGGCCCAUGACUUAGAGAUAAAAUGGACUGAAAACCUUAGACAAGAGUGUUCUAAGCUUCGUGAAGAGUUAAGGCUUCAACAUGAAGAGGAUAAAAAGUCAGCAAUGUCUCAACUUUUGCAGUUAAAAGAGCGAGAGAAAAAUGCAGCCAGGGAUUCAUGGCAGAAAAAGGUAGAAGAUCUCUUAAACCAGAUUUCCUUGCUGAAACAGAAUCUGGAGAUGCAGCUUUCCCAGUCUCAGACCUCUUUGCAGCAACUGCAAGCCCAGUUUACACAAGAACGACAACGACUUACACAAGAGCUUGAAGAAUUAGAGGAACAGCAUCAACAAAGACAUAAAUCUUUACAAGAAGCACAUGUCCUUGCAUUUCAAACUAUGGAAGAAGAAAAGGAAAAGGAACAAAGAGCUCUUGAAAAUCAUUUACAACAGAAACAUUCUGCAGAGCUUCAAUCAUUAAAAGAUGCACACAGAGAGUCAAUGGAGGGCUUCCGGAUAGAAAUGGAACAGGAACUUCAGACGCUUCGGUUUGAAUUAGAAGAUGAAGGAAAGGCUAUGCUUGCUUCUUUACGCUCAGAACUAAACCAUCAACAUGCAGCUGAAAUUGAUUUGUUACGACAUAAUCAUCAACAAGAAUUGGCAGCCGCUAAAAUGGAAUUAGAGAGAAGCAUAGAUAUCAGCAGAAGACAGAGUAAGGAGCACAUGUGUAGAAUAACAGAUCUACAAGACGAAGUAAGGCACAGAGAGCAUCACAUCUCAGACUUGGAUAAGGAAGUACAGCAUCUUCAUGAAAAUAUAAAUGCCCUAACCAAAGAAUUGGAAUUUAAGGGAAAAGAAAUUCUCAGAAUAAGAAGUGAAUCCAACCAACAGAUGAGGUUGCAUGAACAAGAUUUAAACAAGAAACUUGAAAAAGAGCUGGAUGUCAUGACAGCAGACCACCUCAGAGAGAAAAAUAUCAUGCGGGCAGAUUUUAAUAAGACUAACGAGCUACUCAAGGAAAUAAAUGCAGCUUUACAAGUGUCACUAGAAGAGAUGGAAGAAAAAUAUCUAAUGAGAGAAUCAAAACCAGAAGAUUUACAGAUGAUUGCAGAAUUAAAAGCCAUGCUUACAGAAAGAGAUCAGGUCAUAAUGAAACUAAUGGAGGAUAAUAAAUUUUAUCAGCUGGAAUUAGUCAAUCGAGAAACUAACUUCAACAAAGUGUUUAACUCAAGUCCUACUGUUGGUGUUAUUAAUCCACUGACUAAGCAAAAGAAGAAGAACAAUAAAUCACCAACAAACAGGUUUGUGAGUGUUCCCAAUCUAAGUGCUCUGGAAUCUGGUGGAGUGGGCAAUGGACAUCCUAACCGCCUGGAUCCCAUUCCUAAUUCUCCAGUCCACGAGACUGAGUUCAACAGCAGCAAACCACUUCCACAGCCAGUGCCACCCAAAGAGCCCAAGACAUUUUUGAGGUAUCAGUAAGAUGCAUGUGCAUGGGCUCAAGGAACAUGACUACUGGAGUUUCCAUUACACAUUGUUGCGUGCCUUGUAAUUUCCCCCAAAGACGGUAGGGAUUCUUUUAUUUUCUUAACUAGCCCAAAGAAUCUUUAGUUAGAGUUAAGAUAAGUAUAAAUUAUAUAACUUUGAAGAUGGAGGGGAAAUUGGCAUUUUAAUGUACUCCUUUCCCCUAGAGUAUCUGCUUAUGGAAUUAUGAAAGUUUAAUAUAAACAUACAUAUAUAAAAAAUA
Eubalaena glacialis (North Atlantic right whale) is the source of this 3667-nucleotide messenger RNA. RefSeq names its product family with sequence similarity 184 member A (gene FAM184A). The record is from RefSeq and is a predicted model, not a curated record. NCBI's taxonomy places the organism in Eukaryota, Metazoa, Chordata, Mammalia, Artiodactyla, Balaenidae. The transcript is spliced from 18 exons. The coding region runs from base 43 to 3402 and encodes 1119 amino acids.